UCGCCGACCACAUGUUUGCCAGAUUUGCAGCAAAGCAUUUUCCCAGUCAAGCAGUUUAAGCAAGGCAUGGAUUUUACUUUAUUAAGCUUUAACUUCUUGUUAAAGCAUAUGCGCACUCAUUCUGGAGAACGCCCCUAUAAAUGUCCUCAUUGUGAAAAGGCAUUCACUGCUAGUUCGAUUCUACGAACUCACAUACGUCAACACAGUGGCGAAAAACCAUUUAAGUGCACAGUUUGCGGCAAAAGUUUUGCUUCGCAUGCUGCGCAUGAUAGUCACAUGCGGAGAAGUCAUCAUAAUGGUUAA
Messenger RNA from Meloidogyne enterolobii, 303 nucleotides. The record is from the annotation of a GenBank genome assembly. Lineage: Eukaryota; Metazoa; Nematoda; Chromadorea; Rhabditida; Meloidogynidae.